AUGGUCACCGCGUCCCAGCUCUCCCCGCUCAAGGGCGAGGCGCAAGUCGAGAAGAAGCCCGUCAAGUUCAGCAAUUUGCUGCUGGGAGCCGGGCUGAACAUGUUCGAGGUCACGACGCUCGGGCAGCCGCUGGAGGUCAUGAAGACGACCAUGGCGGCGAACAGGACGGAUGGUAUGAUGGGGAGUGUGAGUCGGAUUUGGGCUCGGGGUGGGGUUUUGGGGUUCUACCAAGGCCUCAUCCCCUGGGCCUGGAUCGAAGCCUCCACCAAGGGCGCCGUCCUCCUCUUCGUCGCCAGCGAAGCCGAAUACUACGCCAAACGCGCCGGCGCCAACAACUUCGUCUCCGGCAUCGGGGGCGGCAUGGCCGGCGGGUUGGCACAGGCCUACGCGACCAUGGGCUUCUGCACGUGCAUGAAGACGGUCGAGAUGACGAAGCACAAGGCCGCGAUGAAAGGGGAGAAGGUGCCGGGGACGAUGGCGACGUUUAUGGAUAUUUAUCGCCGGGAGGGGAUCAAGGGGAUUAACAAGGGGGUGAAUGCGGUCGCGGUGCGGCAGGUGACGAAUUGGGGGAGUCGGUUUGGGUUGAGUCGGGUUGCUGAAAACGGCAUCCGCAGCGUCACAGGCAAAGACGAAAAGACCAAACUCUCCGUCCCCGAGCGCAUCCUCGCCUCGGCCCUCGGCGGCGGCCUCUCCGCCUGGAACCAGCCGAUCGAAGUCGUGCGCGUGGAGAUGCAGUCGAAGAAGGAAGACCCGAACCGCCCCAAAAAGAUGACCGUGGCCAAUACCUUCCGCUACGUCUACGGCACGAGCGGUGUGAAGGGGCUGUAUCGCGGUGUGGCGCCAAGGAUCGGGUUGGGCGUGUGGCAGACGGUGUGUAUGGUUGCGUUGGGGGAUGUUGCCAAGGAAAUGGUGGAGAAGGCGACGGGGGAGGCGGUCACGGCGAAGCAUUGA
Saxophila tyrrhenica is the source of this 951-nucleotide messenger RNA. RefSeq names its product Mitochondrial DNA replication protein yhm2 (gene YHM2). NCBI's taxonomy places the organism in Eukaryota, Fungi, Ascomycota, Dothideomycetes, Mycosphaerellales, Extremaceae. The record is from RefSeq and is a predicted model, not a curated record. Gene Ontology annotation, cellular component: mitochondrion. The transcript has 3 exons. The coding region runs from base 1 to 951 and encodes 316 amino acids. Gene Ontology annotation, biological process: mitochondrial citrate transmembrane transport; alpha-ketoglutarate transport. Gene Ontology annotation, molecular function: tricarboxylate secondary active transmembrane transporter activity.